AUUACCUACCUAUUGCCUACCUACUUACCACUCAAUAAUAAUAAUAAAAUGAAUUUUUAUAAUAAUGUAUGUAGGUAUGUACCGUUUUUGACAUUUACAUAGUUUUCAAAAAAGAGAAAAUUGGAAUGAACGAGUACCUAGGUAUUAUGGUGCCUCAAAUCAGCAUUUAUUUCUGAACCAGGAAAUAUUGUUGAGAUAGUUCUACAGUUAAGUCAAUUUACCAAUUGACAUGACGGUGUAGUCGUAGAGCGUCCGAGAUUUUACGAUUGAGAUUCAAUGGGCGUAAUGUUACGUGUAGCAAUUUUUAUCAGAAUCGCCUUGUAGUACACGCAUAAAAUUUAUUCAAAGUGAAAUCUGCAGAAAAGUGUCAAGUUCGGUAGGGUGGACGUUAAGAAGAGGUCGUGAAGUUAUGUGGAACAGCAAGGCAGUGUUAUGAAUGAGGAGGCUCUGUUGGCACGGGCUUCCGAGGAGCGGGAGCGGAUCUUCCAAAGAUACGAAAGAGGACGUGAAAAUCUUGUUGGUCUAAUCGACCCUUGGGAGGAUCCGGAGUUUGAAGAGUACCACAAAACCGAUAGGUAUGGCUUCAUUCAUGACGAACGUUUGCCGCAGAAAACGGCGCCGCAAAAGAUUAACAUUGAACUUGAAAGAGAAAAGAAAUGGCUCAAGAUGUUAGAAGAAUGGGGCACAUCUGAAACCAAACAAAAACUGCAUCGUAGAAUUUAUAAGGGCAUUCCAAACUCACUUCGUAUAGGAGUAUGGAGCAAGUUAUUAGAUGUAAACCGAAUGAGAUCUGACAAUCCUGGAAAAUAUCGAGAGAUGUUAAAAUUAGCUAAACUUUGGUCUACUGACGUUCGACAAAUUGAUUCUGAUGUAAAUAGGCAGUUCCGAGAACAUCAAUUCUAUAGAGAGAGAUAUUCUGAGAAACAGUGCUCUUUAUUCAAUGUUCUAUGUGCAUAUAGCUUAUAUAACUCUGAAGUGGGCUAUUGCCAAGGCAUGUCAGGAUUGGCUGGUGUGCUCUUAAUGUAUAUGGACGAGGAAGAUGCGUUCUGGGCACUUGCAGUACUCUUGUCAGACAAGAAGUACGCAAUGCAUGGAUUAUAUAUAGAAGGAUUUCCAAAGUUAACGAGAUUUCUAGAACACCAUGAUAAGAUACUCACUAAAUUUAUGCCUAAGUUAAAGCGCCACUUUGAUAAAUUUGGCUUGGAUGCUAUACUUUACUCACUGAAAUGGUUUUUUGUUUGUUUUGUUGAAAGGGUGCCAUUUAGCCUUUGUUUAAGAGUUUGGGAUAUAUAUCUUUUGGAUGGAGAAAGGGUUAUCACAGCUAUGGCCUAUACAAUACUCAAACUGCACAAAAAAACCAUCAUGAAGUUAAAUGACAUGGAUUUAAUUGUCAAUUAUAUCCAGGUUAAACUUCAUAAAGAUUUUGGAUAUGAAGAUGAUAUAGUUAUUUAUCAAUUAGAGAAGUCCAUGGAGGAAUUGAAGAGAGCGAAGCUCGACUAUCCAGGACUUCCACCACCUAACGAACUUCCUAAACGUCCUUUGGGUGUUUUCGUCGAACCAGAUAAAAAAUCCAAAAUCGGACAGCGAGCUGAAAAUUUUUCUGAGACUGAAAAACAGGCCAGAGCUAAUGUGAUAUUAAGAAGAGAGAAAGCAGCGUUGGAGCUACAGGAACUUCGGGUGUCUCAAAGCGAUACGGUUUCAGAGCACAGUGGCUUAGCGAGCGGUGUCCGGUGCGACGACUCGGUGUCGGGUCUGGGGUCUCGCAGGUCUCUCGCGGACACGAGUGUCACGAGCACGGCCGACCUGAGCGUGUUCUCUAGCGGACGGUCGCACGCGCCGGACAACUCCCUCGACACUCACAGCAACGUUAGCGACGACGGCACAGGGUCAGAUGGUUCGGGCGUUUGCGGGAUGAGUAUACAGAGGGCGCCAUCGACGAGCCACUCGACACCAAGGGCGACCCCCCACCCCCCAUCCGCGUCCCCCAUGUCGGACGACGUGGUCCGCAUCCACGUCACCUACAAUCCCCUGACGGCCAGCCCGUCGCACCUUCAUCCCGUAAGUCCGAAAAAAUAUAAAACUUACACCGACGACCAUUUGAAGCCCAUCUCCCUUGGCUUCUACACGUCCAACGGAACCAACAAUGUGCCCUCUGACAAUAGGAUUCGCAUACAAGUACCUUCUGAAGAUCUGCUUACUCCAGUCGUUGACUCUGGUAGAAUUAUAAACCAACGCUACCUUGAAUCUCAUUCAGACGCUUACGAUCUGAAAUAGUAAUAGACGAUCUGAGUGUAUUUCUUGUCUUAUUUUAUUUACUUGUAUAUAUAUUUUUACGGUGACUUUUUGUUCUUAUUUAAAAUUUUAAAAAAAGAAGAACAAAUGAAAUGUAAUUUUUAUUGAUUAUUAGAACAAGAUAACGCCGAGAACUAAAUCGAAUUACAACUGUUCGUUUAGAUUAAUGUAUUAUGUAAUUGUAAUCGUUGCUUGGUACGUAUAGAUUUUCAAUCGUCUCAAAUGUAAUAUUCGACGUGUGCCUCGUUGCUUUUGUUUACGUGUCGUUUUGUGUACCGUUUACAUGCAUUUCAAUAAAUAAAUACGGUUCAGCACAUUGGCUUUUAAAUAGCCCACGUUUGUAGUCACGCUGCGUCUGAUGUGUCAUUGUAGUCGUUAAAAUUAUUUUCGUAACAAUUUAAUUAAAACAUAUAUCGAUACGCUAGUGAUAAUUUCUCAUGAAAAUGUAUAUGUUAGAUGUGUAAUGUAAAACAAAAAACCCCAUUAAUUAGGUAUAGGUUAAUAUGUAAGAAGCUAUUUGAGAAUUACAUUAAAAACUUACAGUGAGAAACGCAAUAAUAUCAGUUAAACUGUUCGUUAGAAAACGAGUAUAAUAUUAUAUUAUAUUAUAUUAUAUUGUAUUAAUUCGUAUUUAUGGUUAAAAUAAAAAUGAAACAGUAACUAUGUUGUCAAUACGAAUAUAGCGGCUGAUUUACGGUCUGAGGAGUUAGCUUGAAAAUAAAUUAUUUAAUUUAGCGAAAUAUCUUUGAGAAAAAUAUCGAAUUGAAUAAAUAAAUUUGUACGGUGUUAGAUUUAUAAAAUGCGUUGCAUAUUAUACUUUUGGUAGAGUAACGUUUUAAAGAGUGAAUAAAGUCCGAGCUGACAGCUUUUUAUAUAGUAACUAAUUAGAUUCAUAUAUAUUUUUAUAAAUGUACAAUAAUGCAUUAUUUUUAUCAACGAUUCCAUAAAUUUAAAAAGUAUUUAAUCGAAAUAUUAUAAAAACUUGCGUAAGAUAAGGGCAUUGGAAACGUAUUUAACUUAAUAAAAUAUUCGUUUCUUUCAAUGGCGUAUUUUGUAUAAGAAUUGUGUCUCACCGAUUCGUGUUUGAUGCUGUCUACGAUUAAUAUACUGGGUGUUAGGAGACCGCUUCCGAAAACGAAGACAGACUAUUGUACUAAUGACACCUUUGAUGAUGCGACGGAAAAAAACCGAUCUUGAUUUAAAAACAGCAUUUUUUUAAAAGGCUUUAUUAGCAUUAUUUACGCUCUGUCGUGAUAGUACAGCUAAAUGAAAAGAUAGUUUCAUAAAAAAUACAUUAAUAAAAAAACAGCAAUGGAUCAGUAAUCCGAGCAACAGCUGUUUUUGAUUUAGUGUUUCACUGCUGGGUUUUUUUAUAAAACUAAUAAUCAAAUGUUUUAAAAGUACGAUCUUUUUUAAAUCAGAAUCGAUUUUUUUGCCCUCCUAUCAUCAAAGGUGUCAUUAGUACUAUCGACUGUCUUCGUUUUCGGAAGCGGUCCCCUAACCACUAUAACCUAUAAAAAAUCUAAACAUUAACAAUUAGACACACCCGGUUUAAUAGUUCUGACAACAUUGCUUUAUUCAUUUAAACAAUAAUUAUUACUAGUCCUAGAAAAAAAUAUUUUUUUAUGCAGUAUCAUGUUGUCAAAAUUUCUUAAUCAGGAAAAAAAAGAAGAAAAAUACAGUUUUUAAAGAAAUGCUCAAUAAACUAGUGUAAUGUACAACAUAAUAACAUUUUGAUUACUCAUAGUUUGAAAUAUAAAAGAAAUGUGGGCUGUGCUUCGUUAAAUACAGCUGUUCAAAUAUUAUAAGAUAAAAAUUAAUAAACACAUAAAUUACACAUGUUCAAUACAGCUUUAAAAAUAAUAACCUAUAGUUUUAGCUAAUUACAUAGUUGUUUAAUAGAAAUUUAUCGAUAUUACGUGCUCGCGCGAGGUUAGGCAUCGUUAUGUCUUGUUUCGGCUGCGAAACAAUCGUGCGAUUUCUAUUAUUCUUGUUACAUUCAGUUAUCGUAUCCACGUAUCGAUUUUUUUAUGUCUUACUUUAAAAUAUCUCAGACAGUCAAAAAGGUUAACAAUAAAAAAAGUUAAAUUCAUUUAAUCAUCUCAUAAAUUUUAGCUUUAUAGUCUGACUAACUGAAUAGUUAAUCGAUAAAAACACUUUCGAGUGAUAUCCGAAUAUAGUUCAACAAAAUCAUGUGUGCCAUUUCUAAUUAAGUAUUUUUACAAUAUUUUUUUAUUGGUAAAAGUGUCUUGCAUCUUUGUAACAUUUCCACGCUUUCGAAAAAUAUACUGUUUUUUUUUUAAAACGCCGCUUUUUUGUUUAUCGUAUAUGUGAAUAAUAAAUAAACUGUUCUCUAUUUAGUCAACGACACACGGAUCGCUCGACUCACUCACGCGGCCCUAAAUUUCUCUUAUGCGGAAUUUAUAUUACGAAAUUAGUGUCAUGCACGUUAAACUCAGUUUUACGAAAGUAGUUUCGAUAUAUCCGAAAGUAAUUUCGUAAAAAAAUUAGUGUCGCGAAAUCCACAGUAUCGCAGUAACCAUGGCGCCAUCAACAUCAAAGCUAUAUUUUGCUAUAUUCAAUGUAGGUAAAGAAAUGCUUAUAUACCUAAAAACUUAAAAAAAUACUAUCAAGAAAAAAAGAUUUUGUUUGAUUCGAGGAUGGUUAACAAGAAGGCAUUUAGGUGCAAUUAAGUUAGUCUCUGAAUUAGCAGAUGAAGAUCCUGAGAGCUAUAAAAACUAUUUUCGAAUGAGUGAAGAUAAUUUUGAUUUUUUACUGUAGGUGUUUCGGGUCCCAAAGACACUGUAGUAGCUGAUAUUCAAUAAUUAAUUCUAUAUUUUUAUCUGUACUCCAUCGUUGGGUUGCCAUUUUCAACUCUUGAAGCGCACGCGAGCUAAAAAUACACAUCCGCACAGCGCGGGCCCUUUCGCGACAUUAGUUUCAUGUCGCGUCUACACUAUGAAAUUGAAUGACACUAAUUUCACCAAAAAAUCGUGCAGGGCACGAAACUUAUUUGCAUUCAUGAAAUUAAUGCACGCAUUACGAAAAUGUUAAAUUACACGUGAAACUGAUGGUAAAAGUAAUGUCACGAAAUUAAUUUCAUGGCACUAAUUUCGUAAUGUAAAUUCGCCCUUAAUUUGAGCCCGUGAGCUCACCUAUCCGUCCGCGCGUAGCUGAAAUAGUCCAAGGCUACCAGCGUGUAGGGAAAAAAAACAAAAUACUUAAAAUCCAUUAUUAAGUUAGUUGUUAUAAAACGUAUUUAUUGGAACUAUAUUUUAUUAGUAGUUUCUGGAAACUACAUUCGUCAGUUCAAUGUAAGAUAUUUAAAACAGCUGGCAUUACUAUAUAUAUGAGGAUGAGGACUAAUGCAGCGGUUCGUAUCCCUCGUUUAUUGUUUCUUUAACGUUAAAAAAACGGUAGCAAUACAAGGUUGGCACGUCCGCCUAUUACUUGGUAACCCUAACCAUUAUUCUCGGUUGGAAUCAUUAUAUUUAAAUAUACUUGGCGUUCGAGUUACAGUGUACUAUACUAGUUUUUAUCUCGUAUCUUUCUGGUAUUCAUAGUACCGGUGAACACGGGCUUAUUUAGAGGAACAUAAUAUAUAUAAUAAAGUUAUAGAAGCAAGUUGACUAAAUAGAGUACGGUUCAGUUUCAUUUAGAUAAAUCACAGAAGCCCACGAAUCUCCAGAUAAAAUUAAAAGCCUAAAAUAGAGCGCGAAGUGGAGUGUAAAUUAUAACGUCAUGAUUUUUUUUAUUUAAUUAUGUCUGUUCUACUCGUAAUUAAGUUUGUAAAUUUAUAAUAAUGCGUAAACAGUAGUAGGUCCCUCAUAGUUACUUUAUUUUAAAUCGAUCUAAAUGUGUAAUAUGUGAGCAAUUACACGUCAUAUAAAUAAGUACAGUUUCGAUAAGUUGAAUAUGGAAAAAGGUAGCUACUAAAAUAGCGUUAAAUAGAUUAUGUAGAAUUAUUCACGUAAACUGAUGUUCAUAAAUCAAAAGACUUGCUAUCAUAAAAGCAAUGUUAAACCUCUUAUAAACGCCUUAGAUAUGAAAGCAAUCUAGUUAUAGUCUCGAAAAUUUAUAUAUUUAUAUAAGAUAACGUAAUAAGCAAUUAUUAAUGAUUUGUGACACAUUGAAUUAAAUAGAUUAGCAUUAUAUGUGAAUGAAAGGUGUAUAGCACUUUCCUUAGUCUCUCUAUUUAGAUUUUGUAGAUGUUAGUAAAUAACAUAAUAUUAUAAUAUAUUAUCCGUAAUUUAUUUCUGCCAAUACUAUCCUUUUGUGUACUCACAUGUAUAUCUGUUUAUUUUGUAAUUAAACAAGGUUAAUAUUUCAUGUUUCAAAGUCACCUCUAUUUAAUUUAAGUACAAAUUUAAAAGUAAUGUUUAUGACAAUCCGUCCAUAUAUAUUUUUUAAGUUAGAGACUGAAUAUGAUUUGAAGUAUUUAUAAUUUGCUUUUAUUAUUAUUAUUUUUAUUUUACCUAUUUGAAUUUAAUAUUUGAUCUGAAUUAAAUAUCUAAUUAUCUAUAUGAAUUAAUAGUUAUAUUUGUGUGUGUUGCCCUUUAUGCGUUCGUAAACCUUUUACUAGAUUGUGAUGAUACGUUGUUGUUGACACCGCAGGGAAUGUUUGUCAUAGUACUAUAAACGUACGAUAGGUGGCGCCUGAGUAGUUUGAAGAAAUUGAUGUUUUUCACACAUCUAGCUAUAGAUACAAAGGAACGAAAUCGGGUUUCACUAGUUAGUAAUUAAGUUGCAUUAAACAAUAUAUGAAGAAUUAUUAGAUGAUAAAUUUACUAUCAUGAAGACAGAGAGUUGUAUUAUUGUAAUAUUAAUAAUCGGAUAGAGAAUUAAUAAUAUGAAAGCAAUAUUAAUAUUAAAUGCAUAAUUCUUCCAAACAGUUUCAUUAUGAAAUCAGUGAGAACAGUGCCUGGACUUAUGUUAUUGGAAAUUAAGUAUACACAAUGCAUUUUACAUAAUUAGGUGUGUAAACCUAUAAUUUUUAAGAGCGUAAUUUUUUUUUCAAUAUUAUUGUCACAUGAGUAGCGUUUAAGCUAAACUGUAUUUGGAUUUAAUCGUAUUAUUGUUCCACCGCAAUGUUUUAUAUGUACAACAUAUACAUAAACUUGUUACACACUACCUUAAAUUAAAAAUAAUGUAUAAUGUAUUUAUUGUAUAUAAUUGUUUUUCUUAUGUAUAAAUAAUAAUAAUACUAUGGCUUUCUCGUGCGUAAUCGUUCUGCAGAAUUAGUGUUUAGAUAUUUUAAAAUUGACUUUUUCUAUUAAAUUUAAUAGAUAUGUUAACAAUAGAUACCUAGUAUAGUAUGAAGAAUAGUAAUAUGUGGUUUUGGAAAUCAUUAUAGCUACAGCAUUUUAGUGAGGAAAAUGUUCUUAUAUUUAUCGAAAAAUAGAAAAUAAAUUGCUUUGAAAUUUUGUUUCAUAUAUUUCAUAUUAUAUGUUUAUGAUUUUGAUAUAUUACGUAGGAAUUCAAAGUAGAUGAUGAUUAUUAAUUGGUUAUUGCAUCGGAAACUGAAAGUGAAUUAAUAAUACAAUGCCUAAAAGGUACUUUAUACUUUAAGUUCAUGUGUUUAAAUUUAAAAAUAGACAGACAACUGGUGGGUUUUACUGGUGGUAGGACCUCUUGUGAGUCCGCACGGGUCGGUACCACCGCCCUGCCUAUUUCUGCCGUGAAGCAGUCGUGCGUUUCGGUUUGAAGGGUAGGACAGCCGUUGUAACUAUACUUGAGACCUUCGAACUUAUAUCUCAAGGUGGGUGGCGCAUUUACGUUGUAGAUGUCUAUGGGCUCCAGUAACCACUUAACACCAGGUGGGCUGUGAGCUCGUCCACCCAUCUAAGCAAUAAAAAAAAAGAAGACAAAAGCUCUCGUUGGUUUUAAGCCUUCGUCAAACAGAACGCGUACUUAACGUCGCGCUCUUUUCAUGUCACCCAAAUUGACUAGAUGAGUCUAACGCUCCUUGACGCAACGCAUUCGCCAAAUCAUAGUGGCCUCGAGAGCAGUGUGAAAAUUUAAAAGUAUUAAGAAAUCGAGUGAUAUUUUUUCGGGCAUUAUCUAGUAUUUUAAUACACAUUCACUCGGACGCUAAAAUAACAUUUGUAAAAAAUUACAACGCCUGACGUCAAAGCGUCCUAACGCCGCGACAGAGCGCUGCGUACUUAUAGCGCUGGGACUCUGUCUGACGGUAUGUUACUAUAUUAGUACAACACAUCUCGGAGUCAUAGCGCGGCGUCAGUUUAGCGCUCUGAAGCGCGCUAAUUACGCGUUCUGUUUGACGAAGGCUUUAAACAAUCCCGGGGCAUAUUUUCAACACAUAGUAGAAGCUUUCGUAGCAGUCUAUUAAUUUUUUAAAUAUUUGUGCAGUCUUUAUAACCUUUCUAGUUAUAUUUAAACGUCUACUGCAUGACACUGAUCAUAAAAAAGACAAUCAUUAGUAAAAAAUAAUAAUUGUGCGAGUAUCAUAGUUUGAACAGAUGUUGCGUUGUUUGUUGGAUCUUCUCAGUUGUAUUCGAGAUGAGACAACUCUGAACACGGUUUCAUCAGGCUAGAGUUGAAACUGUCGUAACUGGAAUUACUUUUAUUUGUUUUCCCGUCUUGAUUAUGGUAGGAUAAUUGUCAUUACUCAACUUGUUGGGGAGGAUUAAAGAAAUAUUAUAACUACGUUCUAAACAAAAGAUUAUCUUUUCCGAUUUUUAUAAAAGUAUUUUUACCUAACAACAUGCAAAGCUAACAAAAACGAUAACAACUUCUUCCUGCUCUUAUCCCACAUUACGUGGGGUCGAUGCGGCAUGUCCACUUAUCGUCAGCAUAAGUAUUUGGCAUGUGUUUUACGACCUUGGGGUUAUAUCUCCAGUAUUGGAUGUAUAUUAGAACGUAACAAGGGAGGGACUUUUCUAUUUUUUCAUUUGACGUUUCUUUUAGCACAUCCAGUUUUUUAGAAAAAACACCAUAACAACUGCAAUAUGCCAAUAUAAUGAUAACUUAAAUUCUUUUUAUUUUGCUUAUAUUGGUUUAGGACACUGUUCCUCUGGUGAUCAAUGUUCAUCAGAGUUCGUAGACAUUGCGAAGUGAAUGUCGCUGCCUAUUUAUGAUAUGAUAUAGAAGGCUCUAAAGCCUCCAUCUAAGCGAAGCAUCCACUUAAGCAAUAAAAAAAAAAAAAAGGCUCAAUUUAAUGUAACGAAUGUCUCACCUUUCAAAUUGGUACACAUCACUACAUCGUGGUUGAAUUAGGGAGGAUCGCGAUAUCCACCCUGUGCGGUCUUACAAUGUACUAGACUACUAAUUUAUAAUACCACCAGUAAUUAUACGAAUUAUGAAUUUUCGGGUUUGGAUUUUUAUUAGAAAAUAGUAUACCUGUCGUGAAGUCGUUCGUGAACACGUGCUACGUAUUUCGUUCGAGAAAUUGUCAUCAGAUUAGUAAUUUGGAUUACCAGGAUUUGAACCCUGGCGUAGGUGCGUCGCUCGGUAAGAGUAUACUAGCCGUCUCAUCCUUUAGACCGCAACGACUUCGUUCGACGAAGACAUAAUAUUAUCCAUGAAAUUCAUAUCGUCUGCAGACAACAAACGUAUUAGCUCCUGUUUUUUCGCUUGAUAAAUAGUGUACAACCAUUCCAAACUCUAGUUGACUCAUCCCCAAGUUAUAUCGUCUUUUCGAAUUAAAAGUGUACAAUUUCCAAAAAUAUUCGAAAUUGAGUGAAUUAGCGUAAACAUUUGGUAUCACCAGUAUUUUUUCUCAUAAAUACUGUCAACAGAGCGUAGUUUUAAUUUUAAUUUUUUUUUUAGUUUACUUAUGUUUUGACUACUAUUAACAAAAUUAAUAGUACAUGAUUUAAUCUUAAUUUAAAAGACAGAUAAUGUAAUCGGUAAAAAUAAAAAAAAAUAAAGUUGUAAAGAUGAUUAAUAUUAAAUAUAUCACAUGUUAAACCUUUAAAACACUCUCCUGUAAAAAUAGUAAUUUUUGUUAGUUGAUUAUACAGUUUUAAUGCGAGAAAACGAUAUGUAUGCGGUAUAAGGUAACAAACCUUAAAACUUUCAAUUUUAGUACGUAAGUAGUGUUUUGGAAAACAGGAGAAUCCUUCCCUUCCAGACAACCACAUAAGGCAUUGUAUACUGGAAACUAGUCAUAUCGUUUCAAAACUAUCAUGAAAUUAAAGCUGGUUUUGCAUUCGACUUGAUAUGUUCAAGUUUGUUCUCAAUAUUCAUAACGUGUAUUCAAAUUAGAGUCUCAGAAUAAGUAUUCACUAAUUAUAAUUGAUAAUCGAUCGCUUCUUUGUUAGUAAGUUAGGCUUAUUUUUAAUUUAAUUCAUUCAAUUUUUUUCAAUGUUUUAUAUAAAGGUCGGUACGAUUCGUCGAUUGGGUAACUCGUCAGUUAAACAUUUGUUUAUGAAUCUCAUUCGUGAAAAAUAAUACUAUUGUGUUGUUCUGCAAUUUAAUACAGUACACGUUGUUUUUAUUCAUAUGUGAAGUCGAAAUUACUUUAUCUUGGUUAAUAUAAUAAUGAAAUCUAUUAGAAAAUUAUAUUACGCGCUAUUAUUAUUUGAUAAGUUCUAAAAUAAAAAUCACACUUGUCUAAUUCGAAAUAUGCACUUGCCAUGUAUGAUAUUAAUGAUGUUAGAAGAAAAACAAAUAAAAAUUAAAGUUUAAAAAAAAAUCACUUAAUCAAUGAUUAAUAUCUUAAAUAGUCUUUGUUUUAAAGACUUGUAGAUAUAAUAUAAAGUAUCAAAUAUGUAUGCUUUAACGGUGGUUGAAAUUAAGUUUACAUAACAUAUUAUUCACUAGGGCCGCAUUUUUAUCAGUUUGAAGGCAUUAGUACUAAGGUUACCGGUUCCAAAACUAAUAUUAGUCAAUGAUUAUGUUUAAAAAACUUUCAAUUUUGUCUUAAUCUAAGUUUCUCAAGUUCACUUGUUUUAUUUGAAAAUAAUAAAAUUACGAUUAGCUCUCUUGGAUAUUUAGUUAGUAAUUCACUGUUCACAAUAAAUAUAAUAAUUUUUAA
Bombyx mori (domestic silkworm) is the source of this 11290-nucleotide messenger RNA. It is a transcript of the gene RN-tre, whose product is annotated as USP6 N-terminal-like protein. Bases 433 to 2274 code for a protein of 613 amino acids. Lineage: Eukaryota; Metazoa; Arthropoda; Insecta; Lepidoptera; Bombycidae. The record is from RefSeq and is a predicted model, not a curated record. The transcript has 6 exons.